AUGUCAACAAAUGUUACGCCACUCAAGCGAUCCGCAGUAGAGGCCGGCUUGGACAACGAGGAUUCUGUUAUUGACGCUGGCACCAAGGGUUCAGUGCCAAAGGUGUCAAAGGCUCGAGCUUGCGCCGAGUGUAAACGACACAAAAUCAGAUGCGAGGUGAAAUCCGGCGAAACAAGUUGUACAAAAUGUCUCCGCAGCGGAAUCAAAUGCGUAGUCAACGACUUUUCGCAGAAAUUCGUGGAUGACGAUUUAGCAUGGAAAUCGCACGCAAAUUCCACCAUACAACAGCUGCAAGCUGCUGUUUCGCAUCUUCUUCGUCACAGUAACCAGCCCGAACUCUCAAGCUUUUCUCCUUCAGAAAGCAAUGCAGACCGAACACCGGAAGCGACAGCCACUCCGAGCGCUCGUUUACCGUCCCACGACACAAAGCGACUGAGCGUACCAGCUAUCAGCUCAGCCGCCGCUGUCGACGGACAAGCGAUGGCCUGGGAGACUCUACAAGAUGGGGGUUACGAGGAUCAAGAUCUUGUUUCAGCUCCGAUGCGCAGUCUGUACGAAGUGACUAAGUUGCGGAAUUUCGGAAACCACAUGGUCGAGAAACCCAAGUCGACGUUACUCGAAGAGGAUUUCAUAUCGCGCGGUUAUGUCUCGCUCCAUGAAGCACAAGAAUUGUUCGCGUACUUUAGCCGGACAAUGAAUCAACUACUAUGGGGAGGUAUUGCUGUUACUCAUCGAGACUUGACGUCGGUACGACGAGCAUCAACGCUGCUUCUGGCUGCCGUCUUGACGGUGGCAGCGCUACAUAUACCCAAUCGAACAGAAACCCUCAAUACCUGCUACAAUGAGUAUGUGUCGUUGGUAUCUAGCAUGGCUUUGACACGGUCACAUACGCUAGACGAUAUCCGCGGACUUUGCGCAGGCGCAUUCUGGCUGUCGGAUCUUAGCUGGAAACUAUCUGGACAUGCGGUUCGUAUCGCGACAGAGAUGGGCCUACACCAGAGCUUCCACAAAAUGACUCGUGGGUAUGCGGAUCAGUAUCACUACGAAAGGGCCCAGCUUUGGUAUCUGCUAUACGUAUGCGACCAUCACUUCAGCAUCGCAUAUGGACGACCUCCGGUGAUUCACGAAGAUAGUGCAAUCAAAAACUGCGAGGUGUUUUUACAAUCUCGAUUUGUUGUCCCGGGUGAUAUUCGGAUGAUGGCACAGGUCGCGCUCUUUCACAUUCUGACCGAAGCAUACCACACAUUUGGCUCGGAUUCUGAACAGCCGCUUAGAGAAGAAGAUUUUGGACAGUUACGGGUUUAUAAUGUAGCGGUUGACCAAUGGCGGCUUCUUUGGCAGCCUCGAUCCGCCGACAGCCCGUACGUCCGUACUUAUCCAUCCAAAGGAGUGGUACUGCACUACCAUUUUGCCAAAUUUCAACUGAAUUCGCUCGCUCUCCGAGCAUUAUCGCCAACGAACACGCCCGUCUUCUCCAUGGACCGCAAGGAAUGUGCAAAUGCUGCGAUAUCAGCAGCCAUGUCGUGUCUCAACAUGGUAUUAGAAGAACAAGACGUGCGCGACGCCAUCGUUGGUGUUCCCAUCUUCACUCACACGAUGGUCACAUUCUCGGCCGUAUUCUUGCUCAAAGUCGCAGUCAACUGGAACUCAGCCUAUCUCAAUAUCGACGGGCGACAAGUUCGACAUACAGUCGAAAGAGUAAUUGAGUUGAUGAACUGUGUGAGCGCGGGCGAUCGACAUCUAACUCGCCAUAUUGCGCGUGGUCUUAGCAAAAUGCUUGAUCGAUUUAAUGCGUGGGAAGGGUGGUAUAAUAACCAACACAACGGCAGCAACAGCAAAUCUUCUACUUCAGUGGCCGUCGGUGAUAGUGCCGUUGGUCCUACGAACAGCUACGAUAACCCCGCGGCUUCCACUACCUCGACUACAAUCAAUCCAAAUAACAACGGCCUACACACAUCUUCAGCAGUAGUUAAUACGGGCGGUAAUAACACCAGCACCGGAACAAGAAGACGCUCCAUACCCGGUGGCGCAAAUGCCAUGGCCCAGGGACUUCCGCCUCCAGACCUUAUUUAUACAAUGGUCGGCACUUAUGGGUUCGGCCUAGAUGAGCAGUUGAUGGAUCCUACUAUACCGGGAUUUGAGUAUAUGUCGCAAUGA
Molecule: messenger RNA, 2157 nt
Organism: Talaromyces marneffei
Lineage: Eukaryota; Fungi; Ascomycota; Eurotiomycetes; Eurotiales; Trichocomaceae
Exons: 3
Coding region: 1-2157 (718 amino acids)
Biological process (GO): regulation of DNA-templated transcription; DNA-templated transcription
Molecular function (GO): DNA-binding transcription factor activity, RNA polymerase II-specific; DNA binding; zinc ion binding
Source: RefSeq, a predicted model, not a curated record